Molecule: messenger RNA, 5265 nt
Organism: Miniopterus natalensis
Lineage: Eukaryota; Metazoa; Chordata; Mammalia; Chiroptera; Miniopteridae
Source: RefSeq, a predicted model, not a curated record
AUGCUCCGAGCAGGCGCGGUGUACUUCGGGGUGCGAAAUCCGGGGCAGGUGCUGUGGCGCCCCGGGCAGAGGGGCGCACCCUCCGAGCCUGCGGGGGCGGGGGGUGCUCUGCUCACCCGUCUAGGUGGGCUCAGAGCAGGGCCUUCCUGCCACCUCUCCCCAAGUUAUGAGGGAACCAUCAGAAAUCAAGACGAUUACCAACUGGUUCGAAAACUUGGUCGGGGAAAGUAUAGUGAAGUCUUUGAGGCCAUUAACAUCACCAACAAUGAGAGAGUGGUGGUAAAAAUUCUCAAGCCAGUGAAGAAAAAGAAGAUUAAACGAGAGGUUAAGAUUCUGGAGAACCUUCGCGGUGGAACAAAUAUCAUUAAGCUGAUUGACACUGUGAAGGACCCUGUGUCAAAGACACCAGCUUUGGUAUUUGAAUAUAUCAAUAAUACAGAUUUUAAGCAACUUUACCAGAUCCUGACAGACUUUGAUAUCCGGUUUUAUAUGUAUGAACUACUUAAAGCUCUGGAUUACUGCCACAGCAAGGGAAUCAUGCACAGGGAUGUGAAACCUCACAAUGUCAUGAUCGAUCACCAACAGAAAAAGCUGCGACUGAUAGACUGGGGUCUGGCAGAGUUCUACCAUCCUGCUCAGGAGUACAAUGUACGCGUGGCCUCCAGGUACUUCAAGGGACCUGAGCUCCUUGUGGACUACCAGAUGUAUGAUUAUAGCUUGGACAUGUGGAGUUUGGGCUGUAUGUUAGCGAGCAUGAUUUUUCGAAAGGAACCCUUCUUCCAUGGACAGGACAACUAUGACCAGCUGGUUCGCAUUGCCAAGGUCCUGGGUACAGAUGAGCUGUAUGGGUAUCUGAAGAAGUAUCACAUAGACCUAGACCCACACUUCAAUGAUAUCCUGGGACAACAUUCACGGAAACGCUGGGAAAACUUUAUCCAUAGUGAGAACAGACACCUUGUCAGCCCUGAGGCCCUAGAUCUUCUGGACAAACUUCUGCGAUACGACCAUCAACAGAGACUGACUGCCAAAGAGGCCAUGGAACAUCCAUACUUCUACCCCGUGGUGAAGGAGCAGUCCCAGCCCUGUGCGGAUAAUGCUGUACUUUCCAGUGGUCUCACAGCAGCCCGAUGAAGACUGGAAAGCGACGGGUAAUGCGGCAUUGAUGCUUGCCAAUAAAACCAACCAACCAAACACAAAUCUUGAAGGAAAACUACAGUGUGAUAAAAAGAAAUUCUAGUCAUUCCUUCUAAGCGCAAAGAAGAGUAAAGAUCUAAAAGUCUGUCAAAAAGAAACUCCCCAGUACUAGUCUACAGGGAGCUGCCGCUCUGGCAGCGAGCGAGACGCUGCACAUAGUUCAGGAUCUGAGGGACCUCUCCCUGUGGAAUGCAUGGGAGACGAGAGACUCGGAGUUGUUGUACAGUUACCUUUAUUUAACAGGAGACCACUGUUGAAUUAACCCGAUCGGUCAACAAGCUCUGAAUAUCUGACUUCCUAUCUAUUCCACUGUGGUCUGUGUUUCCUUGGGUGAGAUUCAGGCUCAAGUUUUAGCAACACGUCAGCAGUCUGUACUGACACACCAGCCUCACUUACAAAAGGAGAUAUUAAAACAGUGACAGUAUUUUUUUUAAACUCUUUUACAAAUUCAUGUUUUAUGUAUUUUUUUAUGACAUGAGCUCUCUAGGAAAUGUACCUCAUCCCUGCAGUUUCCUCUAAGUGAAUUAAUUUGGGAGCAAACUGCAGUCAGUCAUGAGUCCCCUUGGAUGUCAGCAGACGUCACUUUAAACCUUGUGAUGCCCAGAACAGGUCCAUCUGUCUCAUCAGAAGUUAGAUGCUAGGUGCAUAACUUGGAGCUCACUGUAACCUUUGUUGAUUUCCUAAUCAUAAAAUCUUGUUGCUAUUUUUUUUGUGUAGCGCUUUUUUUUUUUUUUUGCAGCCUUGUAAGGCAACUGCACCAUUUCCCAGCACAUCCCUGUGUAUGUACCUAUUUUAAUGCAUCUCUCUGAAACAAAGACUUUUUGUUCACAACCACAACUAAAGCUGGAAGGUCAGUCUUCAGGCAGGUUGGGGAGGGAGAGGGAGAAAAAGAUUCUAUGAGAAUUGAUUCAGGAAUGACCUCUUGGGUGAGGAAAAUACACUUCCCCUCCCCCACCCCUUUCUGCCUUUUUUUUAUCCCCAUGAGAAAUGAUUUCCCGCUGUAAUCAGGGUAUUCCUCUGUGUUUCAAAGCUCUGAUGCGCAGUACAUGAACGUGAUGGCAAAGAUAGUCCAUCUCGUGUGCAGGGCCUGGAGUUGUGUGGGCAGGGCCGCCCCACAACACAAGCCACUAUAGAGAGCAACAUACAAGGGGCUUGGGGGAGUAAGCGAAGCUCCCGGAGCAAGUAUCAAAGCUUGGGAUCCAUUGUGCUAGCCUUCACGUUAGCAAAGGAAGCUAGAUUUUGUUUUAAAAAGUAAAAAAAAUAGGGCUGAUUUCAUUUGGGGGACUGGUCACCAACAUAAUUUGCAGCAGUCCCCUUACCCCAGCUACGCCACAGCUGUGGGAACUUCCACACCUGGCUAGAGGGUCUGCCACCACGUCAUAUUUAGGAUUUCUUAAUUAACUAUUUAAUAAUGCCAUACGUUUUUAUAAAGUUAGACUGUUUGUUUAAAAGCAUCUGUUUACAUUCCAUAUUCCAAUAAAAUAUUGGUAUUGGUAGCAGGUCCUAUCUCUAAAUGUAGAUUCUAGUUUUGUCAUCUGGUUGGUGGGAACUUAAGAUACAAAUAAAACUCUUAAUUAUAGGGUUGAUCUUAGGGAUUAAAAAAAUAAAAAGAUCCCAAAGCCAGGAAAUGAAUUCAGUUAAGGUUUUUAUACCUAUACUACCUGCCUGCAUUGCACAUUCUGUAUAUAAACGUAUACAUUUGUUUUACCUAAAAAUUAAAGACAAGACACGAGCUCUUGGCUGAACCUAUGUUGCUGUGUCAGGCAGUAAAACACAGUGUUUGGGAUUGUCAGAAGCCUUCUAAUAUGCCCGUGGAGGCAACACUGAACUGUUGGUUGUUAUCAGGGAGAUGUGCCACUGUGUGUCUUUCCUGCUCCCACCUACUUUGUACCCAUACCCUCCUCCCACACCUUUAGGUUGCCUGUCUGGAGCAGGCAGGGGAGACUACAGGAGGGUCUUGGUGAAAUAAUACCCUCUUCCUUUCCCGUAGGUCCCCAGAGGCAGUAAAAGCACCUGGAGAAGAGUUGGUGGUUAACUUGGGCCUCUCCUCUCUCCUUUGCUCGUGGUGUAGUAGGUGCGGACAGCCCUCCUGCCUGUCCUGGCUCUGCAGCCGCAGCUUUGACACAGGAGCAGUGCCUCCUUCCAUGCAUACAGUUUACUUUCCUACCACCUAUACUUUACCUCUCCUCAUGCCUUAGACAUACAGCGGAACUGAGUUUAAAACCUCACUCAUUUCCGAGUCUGGUCUUUACACCAGCUUGCUGGCUGACUGCGACUGUAGGUUGUUUUUUCCCCCAAACAAGUGAGUCCAGUCCAAACCUUUUCUCUCUUACCUAUCUCCAAACCGUUGUGUGUCCAGAUGGACCUAGCGCCCCUGAGAUUAUACAGCAUCUGCCUGGGUUAGGAGAUGGUCAUAGUUCCGCAAGAGAGGGAUGAGCGCUCACGUGCGCGUGUGUGUGCGCGUGUGAGAGGGAGAGAGAGUAUCUCUAAUAUUUAGACUAAGCUAAGGUAGAUUUACCCACCCAAUAUCCUUUUCAGUUAGCAUAUUUCUUAAAUUCAUCUCAGUAAUUUUCAUUAGGUAUUUUGUUUGCUUCAUUACCUUAUAACAGAUUAAAAGUGCCUAUGAUAGGGACUUAUUAUUUCCUAAAGAAAAGCAAAAACUGUGGGGAACAGGGUAGUAUUACACUAUCAUCUCAGGUACUGCCUAUGUUUGAGAACAUAGACCUGGUGUGGUGAGAACAAAGGUUCCUAUGCCAAAUACAGAUGGUGUAUCCUAGUCUGUCGACCACAGUAAGGUAACUACUGCAGGGAUCUGCCUCAGCUGAGAAAUCCAUGGUGAGAGCAGGACUGCUGAUAUUUUCAUCUGUAGUUUACUUGCAGUUCGCUCUCCCCAGGGCCAUAGCAGCUGGCCUGCGCCUGUCCUGUCCCUGUGGUAGACGUCUGGGUGGGAGAAGCCAUCAACUGUAUAACGCAGACCAAGCGUUCCUGGGCCUUCUUACCAGUUACACGUGUGCCGAUGCCAGUUCUGCGGGGCACUUAAGCAUCACUCACUCAGCUGGGUCUCCUAACAGACAUUCUCCGGCACAUCGGUACUCAUGAGGCUCAAAGCAAAUGUAUUCCCUUGCACAGAAAAGGAAGGUGCUCUCAGAUUCAUUAGAGAAGAUAGCAGCGUUUGUAAUCCUUGGGGGCUGGGAGAGAGGCUGGGGCAGCAGACUGUUACGAGGAGAAAGGGGACCAAUAAGACAGUCAAAAGGUAGAUCUUGAGAAUGGAAUGUGACUUCCUGAGGAGAGAGAACCUAGGGGGCACAAAGGUCAUGUUCUGGAGUGUGCCCUGAGAUGGACACUGCCCCCGGGAUUGGGUCCAGUGGGACCAAAAGGUGCUCUCAAGGCAGAUACCGAGUCCCAGAGAGCGCUGGUAGCCAUGGGGCUCAGUCUGGGCCUACUCAGGGAAAUGACUUAGGUUCUCCUGGGUGCUGCAUUGCUGAGGAUGGAAGCAGAAUUAUUCUGGGACACAAGCAACAAUUGGAGGAAUUUUUAUGUAUGCAUUGAAAUGGAUCUAAGAGCCCAGUUAAUAGUUUCCUUUAAUGUCAGUUCAGAUAAAAUAGUUUAGAAACCUGUGGCACUGCAUGAGCACCCACAGGAAGAAGCAAACUUCCCUUCCUACCAGUGGAGGGGAGCGGGUAACAGCCGAUCAGAGUCAGGGUCAUUGAGAUGUAAACCCUUUCGAAAGCAAAAGCAGGGUCCACAUGAGCACACAGGAAACCAGAAUUUGUCAGUGAGCUUAAAUCUAAGAGUGAAUGUCCUGCCUUUAAAACUAACCCCAGGGUGGGAAAGGGGCAGUGGGAAAACAUCAGCUAAGAAAACGCGCUUUUGAGCUACAUGGAUGUGUUGAAAGCAACACCACGCAGGAACUGUAGAGGCUGGGGAGGUGAUGGGAUGGGGCAUACUUUUGUGUAGAGACUCAACAAUGUGCUACAAAUGUGAUACUUAAUCCUGAACUACAUGUAUUGAGGAUUGUUUAAAAAAAAACAAAAACAACUUUCAUUGACUCAAUAAAUUAACAGUUUUUCA